Messenger RNA from Ipomoea nil (Japanese morning glory), 1231 nucleotides. RefSeq lists its product as uncharacterized. NCBI's taxonomy places the organism in Eukaryota, Viridiplantae, Streptophyta, Magnoliopsida, Solanales, Convolvulaceae. Gene Ontology annotation, molecular function: double-stranded RNA binding. The record is from RefSeq and is a predicted model, not a curated record. The coding region runs from base 127 to 1053 and encodes 308 amino acids. The transcript is spliced from 9 exons.
GAGUCCAGUGAGUCGGGCGUUCUGCGGAUAGAGAGUUUUCUCCGGGAGUUUGAACACUCGGCUGGCUACAUUACAUACUCUCUAAAAGAGCAGGCGACGUCGUAUGUACUCGUUUGGCCGGAAAGAAUGGCGUUGAUAGUGCAGCCAUGCCGAUGCGGUGGCGUCGCUGCAGCAACACUGCCCUCUUCUCUCUCCCACUCUCCGUGCCUAUUACCGAGACGCGUGUCUCUCCCGAAUUUGAAUGUCGUACUUUCUCCUUUACAUCAAAGCCGUAAAUUCGAAAUUUUGGCAGUUGUUAAGAGGAGCCCUAAACGUCUCAAGUACUCUACUCCUCGUUUCACUAAGGAGGAUGGUUUACUCUACCUUGAAGUUGAUCCUUCAGGAUCAGACUCUUGGAAAUUGGAUCCUGUUAUUCAACUUCUUAAAGAGGGAGCUGUAGGAGUGAUCCCCACAGACACUGUGUAUGCAAUAGCUUGUGAUCUGAGGAGCCACACUGCAAUUGAACGUUUGCGUAGAAUUAAAAACAUAGAAGCUACAAAGCCCCUUAGUAUCUUAUGCCAUUCCUUACGGGACAUAGAUAAAUAUACAACAGGAUUUCCUCGUGGCGAUGACCAUGGUUUUACCAACAUUUUUCGAGCUGUUAAACAUUGCCUGCCUGGCCCUUAUACUUUCAUCUUAACUGCAAGCAAAGAGCUGCCUAAACAAUGCACAAGGUAUGGAACUACUACGUCCAAAUAUGCAUCAAGGAAAAAUGUUGGUGUUCGCAUACCUGAUGACCCAGUGUGUCAAGCUAUCCUGGACAAGAUGGACGGACCUUUAAUAUCCACAAGUGUCAAGUCGCCUAAAGAGAAUGAGUGGAUUCUGGAUCCUGUUGUUAUAGCUGAUGUAUAUGGUCCAGAGGGCUUAGAUUUUGUCGUCGAUGCUGGUGUUAGAGUUGCUGAUCCAUCAACUGUUGUUGAUAUGACUGGAAGUUAUCCUAAAAUCAUACGGCAAGGCAAGGGUGCGAAACAACCUUGGAUGGUAGCAGGUGAAGAGGAUUUUGAUGUAAAAUAACGAUGCUAAAUCCGAAUGGUGCAAGAAGUGAAAUAUUCAAAUAUUAUCAUUAUCCUGUGGUACUUGUGUGUGUAGCCAGGCCAUAAUGUUUCUUCCUUUUUUUUUUCCUACAACUACCACCUCCAUUUAAGAGCUUCAAUAUAAUGUAUGAAAAUCCUGCUCCUUUACUUCUUUUUCA